Messenger RNA from Trichoderma virens Gv29-8, 2286 nucleotides. RefSeq lists its product as uncharacterized. The transcript is spliced from 3 exons. Lineage: Eukaryota; Fungi; Ascomycota; Sordariomycetes; Hypocreales; Hypocreaceae. The coding region runs from base 1 to 1692 and encodes 563 amino acids. The record is from RefSeq and is a predicted model, not a curated record.
AUGGACGGUUCAUCUCCAGACCACGCACACCGGCACCUCGAUGCCAACGCAGGUCGUGAGGUUGUCUAUUGCCAUGCCUGCGCUAGUGAAUGGUACCGCGAUGAGCGUGGACUACUAUGCCCCAGAUGUGGAAGCGAUAUCACAGAAAUCGUAAGCCUAGAGAACGAUCCUCGAGCCUUCGAUGACGACUCGGAACCAGAAUCUCCCCGGCUGCCCCAGCUGCGCCACAGGUUUCCACACGGGGACCACGACCAUGAUGACCAUGACCACAACCACGGCAACGACCAUGAUUCUGACCCAGACGAAGCUGAUAUUGAAGAACAUCUUGGACCGAACGGCUUUCAUUGGCGCCGCAGUGUUAGGGACCGCCCAGGAAUGCAGCACCAUGAUCCCGCUGUCGACCCGGUGAUUGAGCGUUUUCUCGGUCUGAUUCAGGAUAUCGCACCCCAGCGACGAACCAAUCUCUUCGAACAACGAUCAGAAGAAGGCCGAUAUGGAGCACCGCAUAUCCAUCGCGCUACAUUCACGAAUGGCAGUGGUAGCGCUUCCGUGACCAUUUUCUCUGGCUCUGGGCCGGGACUCUUUGGGCCGACUUCUCCUGGCCAGGACCGCCACCCUGACCCAUUUCAAGCAUUCUUUUCCAAUGUCCUUCGGGAUGUGUCACCACCUACAGGUGGCCGGGAGGCAGGAGGUCCUACUCCGGGAUUUGCGCGAGGGCUCCAGGAGAUUUUGAAUCUGUUCAAUCCGGCACACGCUAUCGCUGGAGAUGCAGUAUAUUCACAAGAAGCCCUGGAUCAGAUAAUCACAAACCUCAUGGAGGCGCAUCCACAAUCAAAUGCUGCGCCGCCCGCGUCGACUGAGGCCCUUGACAGCCUGGACCGACGGCCUGUAGAUGCCUCCAUGUUGGAAGGAGAGAAAACGGAAUGCACCAUUUGUAUAGAUGACAUGAAGGUGGAUGAUGUGGCUGCAUUUCUCCCUUGUAAGCACUGGUUCCAUGAAGAGUGCGUCACUCUUUGGCUCAAACAGCACAACACAUGCCCGGUUUGCCGAGCGUCCAUUGAGAAGCCUGAUGAAAGGAGCGGUCCAAGCAUGCGUACAAGCCCGCCCCCAAUCUCCUCCCAGUCUAGCGAUUUUGGUUCCUCACGCUCGGAUGAUCUCUAUGGGAUCGGGAUGAGCCGUACCGAACCGGUUCCAAUUCCCGGGGCAGGCCCAUCUCGUCCUCCAAACCAAGGACAGAGCCGAAUCAAUGAGGCCAUGCGAGAUCUCUCAGCACAACAACAAGAGCGGCAAGACCGUGAGCAUAUGAGACAACGCAUCUGGGGCAUGCCCGGGGAUCGGGGGGAACGGCAGCAAGAGCAUGAUACGCGGGAGAGAGAGAGAGAUCGGAUUUGGGGCGUUCCAUCUGCCAUGAGCUACGAUACUUGGCGUACGCAACGGCGAAACUCACGAAACUCUCUUUCACCUACGAGCCCGAGAUUGUCCUCGUUCGCAGAUUACAGAGUGCGCCCGAGACAAACCAGUCCACCACAGAGCGGCCGUCGGGACAGGGAGAACGCCGGUUCCAGUUCCGGUGCCAAUGCCAACGCCAGUGCCAGCCCCAACCCUGGCCAACAGACUAGUUCUGGACCUUUUAGCUGGCUCAGGGAUAGGUUCACAGGAGGAGGCUCCAGAGACGAUUCUAACCGUGAAUAGCGUUUGAUUUCGCUUGUUACUGGAACUGGACCCUUCUCAUGAUUUUCAUGAGGGAUCACAUCCUUCCGUUGCCUACUGGUAGGCAAGGCUGGUUGUCGAGGAAGGAGCCGAAGGAUGGAUAUUAUAACCCCAGACACCUGACAACCAGAUGUAGCGGGGAUUGAUGUGAUAGGCUGCUCUGACUGUUGAAGGAGAGAGAGGGCGGAGUAUAACAAAACAAAGCCAAGCAAAACGAGGCAUUAAACAAUUGGGUUUCAACCGCGCUCAGGUUAGUGGUGCGUAUCAAAUAACGACAUGAUGAUAGAAGGCUUUACACACAAAGUGGGGAUUUGCUGCUGCAAACGAAACAGCUCGCGCGAUGAAUUGCAACUGCCUGAAGCUUGUUUGUAUUCUAGGCAGAAUUAGGAAAGGGAGGACUUUUGAGACUCGGGCCAUUUUGUUUUCUUUUGGUUGCGUUGGUUGUGAUUCUCGAUAUAUAGCCAAUAGUGGUUGCAGAAGCGCAAUCCACCGCCGUGGACUUGACUUUGGGGUAACAUGCUCGUACCGAAGCCACUGCCGCCCGGCUGGUAUGCGGAUAGUACCUAUUUAUAUUCU